This is a messenger RNA of Jaculus jaculus (lesser Egyptian jerboa), 2891 nucleotides long. It is a transcript of the gene Nsun7, whose product is annotated as NOP2/Sun RNA methyltransferase family member 7. The transcript is spliced from 11 exons. The record is from RefSeq and is a predicted model, not a curated record. Gene Ontology annotation, molecular function: methyltransferase activity. The coding region runs from base 1 to 2172 and encodes 723 amino acids. NCBI's taxonomy places the organism in Eukaryota, Metazoa, Chordata, Mammalia, Rodentia, Dipodidae.
AUGCAGGAGCCCGUGACGGCCGUGGUGGUGACGGAGGGCGACCUGGAGGAGACGGGCGACCUCGCUCCACUGGGGCUGUCGGCGGACGCGGCGAGCAGGGAGAAGGGUUCACCUGAGGUCCCGGAGAAAACCGGCUACCCCGACUCCGUGUACGUUAUGGCGGCGAACGUCUUCCUUGGUAUUCGAAUGGAAAAGUCUCCAGAGAAGGUCAUAAUCCACUACGGGAAGGAGCCCCUGCCGUUCUGGUCCCUGCGCGGGGACGAGUCCUCGCAGCGCCUGUCCUACGAGCUGGCCUUCAGCACCCUCAAGUAUCAAGAUAUUUUGGAAACUAUAUUAAUAGACAGCUAUAUUUUCCCAAGUACCACAAUACCAGAUCAUUUGAGCAGCCUUGUUAUUGUGAUGCUGUAUGAUUUCCAAGAUAGAAAAUUUCAAGCUCGUGUGCUUCCUUGUAAUGAAGAGUCCAUAUCAGAAGUUCAAGAAGUAGAGAACCUUCUUAACAGUUUUAAGACAAAAUUGGCUGCAGCAUUGGCAAGAUAUCGAAUCAAGCAUGAUGCCCUUUCAAUUUACCACAUUCUGCCAGAGACAGUUAGGAAACAGGAACUAAGGGCCUCCACCUUGCCACUUUAUGCUUGGAUAAAUACUUGUAAAAUCAGCCCUGAAGAAGUUUAUAGUGAUUUACAGAAAAAAGGCUAUAAUAAAGUCAAAUCUAUAUUGAAUCUCGACGAUAAAGUCUUUGCUGUGGACCAGCAUUGCUACAAUGUCUUAAUUUUUCCAUCUCAUCUUAAAAAGGAUCUUAUAAAUAUAGAUCUUUUCAAAGAUUAUAAACUUAUUUUCCAGGACAAAUCUAGAAGUCUUGCUGUUCACUCUGUAAGAGCUUUAUUGAAUAUGGAUGAUGAUAUCUUAAUGGUCAAUACAGGCUCAUGGUACACAGCUGCCCAUAUGUCAGUCUUAACAAAUGAGAAUACUUCCAAAAUUUUUGUCUGUGGAGUACAAUCACAAACUAAGGAUACUGAUGGGAAGAAACUUUUCACAAAAAUGGGAUGUAAAAAUAUUGAAAUACUUCAUGAGACAUUUAUGAACAUUGAAUUGAAGGAUCAGAGGUUACAGAAUGUCAGAGUGAUUCUAUUGCUGCCUCGCUGUUCAGGACUGGGUAUUAGUAAUCCAGUGGAAUUUAUUUUAAAUGAACAUGAAGAUACAAGUUUCCUUAAAGAUUUUUCUCAAGGAGGCAUACCAGAAACGAAACUUCAGAUUCUCACUCAACAGCAAUAUGAGCAAUUAACACAUGCAAUGAAAUUUAGCAAUGCUCAAGCAGUUGUUUACUGCACAUGUUCAGUUAAUCCAGAAGAAAAUGAAGUGGUUGUUAAGAAAGCACUAGAAGGUCAAAACCUCGGGAUCAAGACACAACCUUACAGGCUCAGUCCUCCUGUUCUUCCACUGUGUUCCUUAAAGGAAAAUUAUUUGUCUACUGACAAAUUUUUCAGAAUAGAACCAUCUGAAAUCACCAAUGGCUGUUUUCUUUCUAUUUUAAUAAGAGAGCGAGACCCAUCUGAGACAGUGUCUGUGAAAGAUGUUUUGGCCCGAGCAGCAGCAAAGGGUCUGCUGGAUGGGAUUGACUUGGAGAAAUCCUCCAAACGGGAGAAGAAGAAGAAGAAGAAAUCAAAACUAUCAUUGACAAAAGCUUCUGGGAAUGAUAAUGACAUCCAAACAAAAAUCACAGAGUUCCUGAAUCGAGAAAGUAAAGCUGCUGCUAAUCAGUCAGAAACAUUAACAACAAAACCACCUCUCCCACAGAAAAGUAUGACUCAAGUGGGUGCUUCCUCACAGAUCAGAAAACCCAGCAAGCCUGCCAACACUCCUUUAGUGGCCACAUUGACAAAAAGCACUUAUUCUUCCAGACCCGGCGAACAACAGACAAACUUUAGAAGAUCUCGCCCAGAAGGCAGAUUGCUUUCUUUGAAACCUGUGGAGAUUAUUUUGCCUCCAGUAAUGUUCCCAUUUUCAAGUCCCCAAGGGGUCAGACCUCAGAUGCCAACUGAACAUUUUUCCUACCAUUGGGUUGCACCCAAAACCAUACCCUCCUACUUUCCCACACCACCAGCUUUCAGAAAAGUGGAAAAGCCGAAGGAAAGCUUACCCUCCUCUCCACUUGGGCGUCCUCGACCAUGGCUUUGAGUGUGUGGCCCUGGCCACAGGUACUGCUGGUAUUUCUUGAAGGUUAGACACUGCCAUUGCAAGAUACGUGUGCUUUCAGUCACUUGCUGUCUUCGAAGUGUGAUAUUACCUGCAGAGAAGGAAGACGGGUGAGAAGCAGUAAUGGGCAGAGGUUGAGUGGGCAAAAUCAAGAUUUUACAAGCUCAGUGCUAACCUGGUUUAGGGUGUCUACAGUUUUAAGACUCAGAAUUAGCUCUUAGAACUUCCUACUCCUGAGAACUCAGUCUGGACUAAGCUAUAGCUAUCUCACUUGAAGGGAAAAUGGUUUGCUUUCUAGCAGGCUGCUUUGCAGACUUCACUCAGAGGGGCUCACUGGAAAGUUCUGGGGUGCAAAGGAUGCCUUUCUUCCUUACCCCCUCCAGUUGGGGACUGUCAGUUACUGCAGUUGAACCUUUUCAGUAACCAUUUUUCCUUAAGCAUCCCACUGUUCCUGAAACAGGGUAUGCCAUGAGCUAUUGUAAUGGACUGAGCUUGAGUAGGCGCAGGAAGCACAGGAGGUCCCGAAGUGCCAGGUGUGUGCACACAUUCAGAUGAAGUUUCUGACAGAAAAGUGUUUCUGGUGAGUUGCCAGGAUCCCAAGUUGACUGAGCUUAAGUACCUUCCCUUCUGCCCAUUUAUGCCAAACACAUGCAAAAAAGGACUGUGAGCAAAUGUCUAUCUAGACAUUCCUAGUUCUGAGA